Messenger RNA from Aspergillus saccharolyticus JOP 1030-1, 1457 nucleotides. Its product is annotated as isovaleryl-CoA dehydrogenase. The coding region runs from base 84 to 1379 and encodes 431 amino acids. The transcript has 6 exons. The record is from RefSeq and is a predicted model, not a curated record. Gene Ontology annotation, molecular function: flavin adenine dinucleotide binding; 3-methylbutanoyl-CoA dehydrogenase activity. NCBI's taxonomy places the organism in Eukaryota, Fungi, Ascomycota, Eurotiomycetes, Eurotiales, Aspergillaceae. Gene Ontology annotation, biological process: L-leucine catabolic process.
CCGCGACUAUCCUCCCUCUUUUCUCUUUUCCCUUCUUUUUUGAAUCACUGAAGUCAUUCAUACUUCUCUGACUCUUGUUUACCAUGGCUGCCCUUCCUCGAUUCCCCAGUCUCCUCCGGACUUCCUCGCGCAUUGUGGCCCGACCACGCCGUCCCCUCAUCCCAAUCCCCGCACUGCGCACUCUGGCUACUAAACACCCGAAAGACUUCGUUCCUCCCACAGAAGAUGACCUGCUGGAGCUCCGGGAACGAGUUCAGGAAUUCACCAGGCGCGAGAUUCCCGAAGAGCUGGCCGCGCGGACAGAUUCCCAGAAUGAAUUCCCGGCGGAGAUGUGGAAGAAACUCGGGGAUGCUGGAUUUCUAGGCAUCACCGCGAAUGAAGAGUACGGCGGCCUCGGCAUGGGCUAUCAAGCCCACUGCAUUGUCAUGGAAGAAAUUAGCCGUGCAUCUGGCAGCAUCGCCCUCUCCUACGCCGCCCACUCCCAGCUGUGCGUGAACCAGCUCUCCUUGAACGGAAGCCCCGAGCAAAAAGAGCGGUUUCUCCCUGGUCUCCUGUCGGGCGACAAGGUCGGCGCCCUCGCCAUGUCCGAACAUUCGGCCGGGUCCGAUGUCGUGAGUAUGAAGACCACUGCCAAGGCUGUUGACGGGGGCUGGCUCUUGAAUGGGACGAAGAUGUGGAUUACAAAUGGCCCCGAUGCGGACUAUGUGGUGGUUUAUGCCAAAACAGAGCCCGAGAAGGGGUCCAAAGGCAUUACUGCGUUUGUGGUGGAGAAAGGGUCCCAGGGAUUCUCGUGCGCGCGCAAGUUGGAUAAGCUGGGCAUGCGGGGGUCUAAUACCGGCGAGCUGGUCUUCGAGGAUGUCUUCGUGCCCAAGGAAAAUGUUCUCGGGGAAGUCAACCGCGGCGUCAGGGUGUUGAUGGAGGGAUUGGAUCUGGAACGCUUGGUCCUCAGUGCAGGUCCUCUUGGAAUCAUGCAAGCGGCGCUAGAUCUGGUGCUGCCCUACACGCACGUCCGCAAGCAGUUCGGUAUGCCAAUUGCGCACAACCAGCUGAUCCAAGGCAAGUUGGCCGAUAUGCAUACGAAACUCGCGGCGUCGCGGGCCUACACAUACGCGACUGCGCGACAGAUCGACAACUCCGCCGGCUCUCCGUCCGGGGCUGUCAUUCGCACGCAGGACUGCGCCGGGGCGAUUCUGUAUGCCGCGGAACGGGCUACGGAGUGCGCGCUCGACGCCAUCCAGCUGAUGGGCGGGAACGGAUACAUCAACGAGAUCCCGGCGGGGAGAUUACUACGAGACGCGAAGCUGUAUGAGAUUGGUGCCGGGACGAGCGAGAUUCGCCGCAUGGUGAUCGGGCGGGCAUUCAACAAGGAGUAUGCAUAGACUCAAGACUAGUCAUAGGUCUGUGAUAUCUGAUCGGUAUAAACACAAGUGCAAGAAGAAUCAUAACAUCAUAACGCU